AUGUCUACCACCACCACAAGCAGAGCUCCAAACUCUGUCCGGUUGCCCUCCAUUCACGAGCUUACAGGGAAUUCAAAUCUGGCCCAACUUUGCAGCCCACAUGCAUCGUCACCAAGAUCAUUUGUUGAUGCAAAGGGAGGACAAGCUCAAUCACAGCCGCCGGUUGUAUUACCAAGUCUUAGUUUGAAUACGAGCAGUGUUAAUAAUGAGUCAACAAGUACAUUCAAAAUACCACCUAUUAAACCAAUGACUCCUUCCAGUGUUGCAUUGAGUGGGUCAGCUAAUAGCACACCAACUGCUGCAAGUCAGGGUAAUAAUACUACAUUGUCAAAAGCUAUAUCGCUUGGUUCACCAGCUAUUGGUCAUUAUUCCAACCAACCUAACCUGCUAUUGCCAGGACCAGGACCAGGAUCAGGACCAGAGCAUGGCAUCCCUCAAGCAUCUGCUACUGCAACUACUUCUCCAACAACAAUUCCAUCGCCUACAUUCCACCACCCACCACCAAACCAUUAUCAACAACCACCAUCACAGCAACAACAGCAGUUACCGCCACAACCACAGUCCCUUCCUACAUCGUAUCAAUCCCCAAUAGAGUACAACGGGUCCCAAUUUCCACACCAACAUCAACAUUCGAGAUCAUAUUCUGCACCAGUUCCACGCUACAUCACACCCCAACACCAAGCAACAGCACCAACCCCCUACUACUCGCAACCCCACUACGCAGUCCACCACCAUCCAAACAACCAUGGCUUACAAAUGAACCAGCCUUACACCAUAACCGAAGUAGUACCCAAAACCGCCAACAAAUGUCAUCGUUGUGGCACUACAGAAACACCAGAAUGGAGGAGGGGACCCAAGGGAGUGAGAACAUUGUGCAAUGCUUGUGGGUUGUUCCAUGCCAAGUUGGUCAAAAGGAAAGGUGCUGCUGUAGCUGCUGAAGAAGUGUUGAAUAACCGUGUGACUAAAGGUAAGAAUGGAAGAAGAAUUAGUACUAGGAAACUGCUGGGGAGUAGUAUAAGUGGUGAGCGUCAGAGAGGGGAAAUGUUUGUUCCGUUGCAAAACUUGAACUUGCAACAACAACAACACUAUCUUGUUGCUGCUGGUGCUGCUCAUUUCGCAACUGUUCCGCCAAAUCAUACAACUAGCCCCUUGCAACCAGCGCCAUUGCACUCUGGUGCAGGUCCAACCGCACAAGCAUAUCUGCUUCAUCAACAACAACAACAACAACUUCAUCAUCACCUGCAACAUCAACAGUUACCCCCACCACCGCCAACUUCUUCCUCAUAUAUUCCUCAGGGGUUCGUGACAAUGCCACCUCCUGCGUUACCCGUGAACUCAUCGAUGCACUACCAUCACCAUAAUCAAGUUCCACCGAUGCCUUUAGUUAACCACUAA
Molecule: messenger RNA, 1395 nt
Organism: Lodderomyces theae
Lineage: Eukaryota; Fungi; Ascomycota; Pichiomycetes; Serinales; Debaryomycetaceae
Gene: BRG1
Product: GATA-type transcription factor BRG1
Exons: 1
Coding region: 1-1395 (464 amino acids)
Biological process (GO): regulation of DNA-templated transcription
Molecular function (GO): zinc ion binding; sequence-specific DNA binding
Source: RefSeq, a predicted model, not a curated record